AUGCGCCACUCGAUCACUCCCCAGCCCCAGCAACCGCUGCAUCCACAACAGCAACCACUGCAGCAGCAGCAACAGUUCCAACAACAACAACAGCAGCACCUCCAGAACCAACAGGCAUAUCAACCCGUACCACUCACCCAACAAUCCCUAGCACAGCAACAACUAUUGCAACAGCAACAACUACAGCUGCAACAUCAACAGAACCAGAGUCAACAGAUACACCAGCAAUUGCAACAACCACAACAGCACCACCAUAGUAACCAACAGCUACAGCAGCAGCAACACCAAAUGCCGUUACUUACACAGCACAAUGGUCGCCCCCUCCCAGCGGCGCCCCUCCCUGGUCAGUCAGGAUAUCCGUCAUAUACGACAACUCGCAAUGGAUCGGAAACCAUCUCACCGCUCCAGCAGCAGCAGCAGCAACAGCAACAGAGUCAAGAAAGCGAACACUAUUCGUCCGUGAUACCGCCACAUCCGCAUACACAUCAUGAGCUUCAACUCUCGUCCAACCAGUAUCCAAACCUUCUUGAUCCAAUUCCGCCACAUCAGCUCCAACAAACAAGACAAGCUUCGCCUCACAAGCAAAAGUCCGUUUCACAUUAUGGUCAACGCUUCAAUCCCAUGUACCCUUCACCAGCCUCGUCGGCCACAACGCCGCUCCUCUCCCACGCGUCCCUCAACCCAUCGAACCCCUCGGAGGGCCUGGCCCAUCAUUCGACCGUCACCUCCCACCCCGCCACAGCGGCCGACACGUCCGCUGCAGUCUCCGCAGUUGCCGCCGCCGCUCGUUUGGUAACCCGACAAUCUCUAACACCUCAAGUCUCGCCCCACCUGAACCCGGCGCGGGCUAGCCAUGAUAGCUUGACGCCUGCAUGGUCGCCCGCUCACGCAUCCACAAGCCCAUCUUCGACUGCUUCUAUGCCAGCUUACAUGGACACGUUUGAGACCAAGUAUGGGUCUGGGCUCGUCUCUGACCUGUCAAACCCAUUGACCAUGAGCAACCUUUAUGCACGGUCAUUGCACACGCCCUUCUAUCAAGAUCUGACCAAUGGUGUCCAUCUUGGCCUUGGGUCUCAGGCAAACGGCGCGGUGUUACAGGGCGCUCAUUUGCCACUAGCACAUGGUGGUCCACUCCUGCACGCCACGUCUCAGUCUCUCUCUGACUUUCCAGCGUUCGAUGUCAAGGCCUACACCUUCCGUAAGAAGCCGAGGCACUAUGUUGCUGUCAAGCACAAGAAUGCAUUGCGUAUUGAGCCAAUCAUUUACCUCAAGACCAGCAUCCUGGACUCGAAUCGGCAAGUGGUCCGAAACUGGGAUUACUUGCGGUUCAAUCUCGAUCGAUUCAGAGAGAAUGCACAGCCAAAGAAAAAACUGAGCCCCGAUGAGAUGAGAGGGGCAAGGAUCUUGGACGUGGACAUUGUCCUCAUCUCGCCAAAUAACAGAGACCGCAUCAUUGAGGACUCUUGCCCUGCUUGUGUCAUGCGUAUGGACGGCGAGAGAAAGAUCAUGCAAGUGUUGGCCAAGAACUUCAAACAGAGCCCUAACGGUGAACCCAUGAUCGACAUCCGCAAGGGCCAUGCGAUCAUCUGCAUCAAGCUGAACUGCUACUGUGAUCACCACAAUGAGCAAGAAGGCUUUGUGGUUCGCCUGCAAACGUUUCCCGAGGUCGUCCGCGUCGGUGGGUCUGUGAAGCUUCGUAUCUGCUGCGAGGCUCGAUCCAAGAACGGAGGCCCUGAGCAAGACCAGGAGGAGGAGGAUGGCUUGACUGAUAUCGAUGCCCCAGCUUCCACUGGCUCGCGGUCACCAGCGAUGGCACCCAACGAGCAGAUGCUUCAGAGCCCAUCCUUGAGCAAUGAGAGCUCAAGAAGCCCAAUGGUCAAGAGUCACCAGCGUACUCCUUCUGCCAGCUCAGCAUCGAUGGCCUCUCCAAGAUCGAUGGAUGAGCGGAUGGUGAACUCACUUGCGAUGGACAAUGCUAACAUGAAUGGACUCCGCAAUGGCCACGGUCCCAACGGCACCAAUGGUCGAGCUAUGGCCCCUCCCAAGUUCCGACAGAUCUACCCUCUCACGCCAUGCGAGGGUACUAUCCUCGGAGGUACUCGAGUCACCAUCCACGGGGCCAACUUUGAUCUUCUACAGAACCCCGUCGUCUUUUUCGGCAAGGUUCCUGCCGAGCUGGUCACCAUUUCCCAUCACGACGUGAUGGAGUGUACCACACCUCCUGCGGAGAACUUGAAGCCAGGCAUUGUUGCUGUGAAGAUUGCAUCGAUGUCGUACCCUAUUGGCCCCGAAACAGACCAGGUCGACUACAUGUACAUGGCACCACCAGACUACGACUUUUGCAACCUCGCCGCAACUUCGCUUUCCUACGCCAUGUCGAACGAGUACCCACAGGACAACACUUUGGCCUACAUCCUCAACGCUCAUGGCGCAGGUGCGGGUGUUGGACUUGGCUUGUUGGAUGAUGCCACAACGUUUGUAGGAAACGAUUUUGAUGUUGGCUUCGCAUGGAGUGCCUCCGGCAAGGAAGACAUGGCACUCGAGUUUUUGCGCACGGUUCAGAUUCUUGCUCCAGGACGCAUUUUGCCUUCCUUCAAGAGCGACUCUGGACACACAAUGUUGCAUAUAGCUGCACAGCAGGGCAUGACUCGACUCGCCAAGGAGCUUAUUGCCAUGGGUAUUGACCACACUGCCAUUGACAGAAAUAGCAAGACUGCUCUCCAAUUUGCUCGCAUGUCAGGUCAUGAAGACAUCGCUAGGCUGAUCUCCGAAGCGAAGGUUCCCCCUCGCCCUAUGGUCCCACGGAUGGAGUCUGCUCAACACCCCAGCGCCACCAUGCAGCAAACUGUUGCCACUUUGAUCCUGAAGCACCAGGAAAACUUCGUCAAGGUUGUGAAACAGGAAGGUCACCGCAGGGGUCGUCAGCUCAGAGAGAUGAAGGAGAGGGCCACCCACGUCAUGGACAUCAAGAACGAGGCCCUUACCGAAUCCGAAGUCCAUACCAGCGUACCGACAGAGGCGGCCAACGCCGAAGGAGGUCAUGUCCAUGAAGAACCCCGUGCAACUGGCCAAGAUCUUCCCAAGGUGUUUGUCGAGGAGGCCGAAGAAGACGAUAUUAUGGAUGAGGAGAUGUCGAACGCGUCGUCCCCUGAAGGAGCCAAGUCGCAUGACGAGGACAUGGACUCCAACGACGAAUCUGGUGAACCUGAUCACGGCCAGACCGAACGUAAGCGGAAGGCCCACGGUGCUCCAGAUGGCGCCGGCGAUGCGUCCCGCAAGCUGAUCAAGGAUGAAGACUCGCAUGCUUCGGCCUCUUUGUCCUCCAAGGCUGAGUACCUUACACCCGCCCAGCACAGCCACAUCCUGAACGCUACCAAUAUUUGGGAAAAGUCGCGUGGCACUGAACUGUUCGGUUCGACUGCCGCGCUGUUGACCAAGACUGGACUUCAGACAUGGACUGGUGACACUUGGUCGGCCACAUCAUUGAAGGACUCGGUAGAAUCCGCCUUGUCAGCUUCACGGAACGACACUGCCCUUCAUGUUAUGGCUUUGACUGGAACAGGACUCCACCACUUUACUGAGCGUCGCUCCCCCCAAGGGACCGUGAUCCGCGAUGUUGAGCACUGGAGUCUUGUCGAGCUUGAGCAUAUUGGUCACACCACAAAUGGUCCCUCUCAGCUUGCUAUUGACAUGGAGGUGUGUGGAUUGGGCUCCCGUGGUGGUCGAUAUCCUCUCGGUCAAAGGAUUCAAUUGACAGGAUCCAAGGACAACCUGGGUGGAUAUGUCGAUGCAGUGUCCAAUGCUCACGACGAUCUUAUGCGUCACCUUGGCUUCAAGUCCAAGUUUGGAUCGGCACCUCAGCAACAUCAGCCCCAUCAACACUACCAUUUGCCCACGGAAAAGACUGAGGAUUGGAUCGAUACAACGCUUACCAUAUGGGCCAAGCUCUUCAAGCUCUCGGACCGUGACCUGAAUGGAAUCGAAUACUCUGCUCGUCUUGGCACCUUUACUUUCAAGCCUGCCCAGGAUGACAGGAGAGCUUACUCUGCGCCACAGAUCCAGACGGUCAUGCGAACGCUCCGUGAGUACGACGAAGGCUCCAAGGUCCGGUUCGAGGGCAUUCAAGCGUUGGAUGGAGGCUGGAAGAAGCAAGAGGUGAUUCAGGACUUGCAGAGGAUGAUCAAAGACAUGAAACACAUUGAGCGGUGGAACUUUGCCGGUUGCGGAUGGUCCUCGGAGACUGCCCAGGGAUUCUUGGACGGAUUCGAGCCCACCGCGGAGUCGACCCAUAUGCUUAGAGGAGACGCAGGGCGCGAGCACUGCAGACGCAUCUCCUUGACCGGUAAUGACUUUGGAGGCGAGGAUACCGUCGGUCACCUCUUUGCCAAGCGCCUGGCUACCUGGAGACAUUUCAAGACUCUAGACCUCACUGACUGCAACAUCGGCGUGGGCGGAAUGGAGGCGCUCGUUGGAUGUCUGGAGAACAUGUUGACCAUCCGUCUCAAGGGCAACCAAGCCGACAACCGCUGGUGGCAAUGGGUCGACAUGUUGCUGGAACGCAACCCCGAUCUCCAGAAGUGUCGUCUUGGAGCACCAGUGGCUCCUUCGUUGCCUCACGAGAGUCUUCUCAGCGGCAAGCGCUUGGACACACUGCAAAAGUUGACUGUUCUGGAUCUCUCGACCGCGCCUAUCAACCAGGCUACCAUCUCUGUCUUGGCCGCCUAUGUCCCGUCCCACCCUGAACUCUUGACACUCACAUUGUCCCGCUGCAACCUGGGAUGGUCGAGCCUCGUCAGCGUGUUUGAUGCUCUUUGCAAGGUCAACCAAACCACAAAGUUCACGUUGGAUGUUAGCCAAAAUCCUCUGUUCGAGUCCAAGGAGUCGAUUGAGAGCUGGAUUCGGAGCCUGGAGAAGUCGAGAUCGUUCAACAGCGGUGAGCCCUUUGGCAUUCACAUGCAGGGUCUCAUUGUCCGUGAUGCUGUCUUGCGACGUGUCCUAGAGGCUUUGGAGCAGACGACGUGUUUCAACGAACUCAACGUCAAUGGAUUGAUGAUCAAGCGCGAGAGUCAAGUGGCCGAGUUAGAGGGACUGAGCUACCAGGAAGCUUGCUCCAGAAUCCGCCCAGAGGAUGCUUCGGAAGCCACCUGCUGCGCCCUUGGCCGCAUGUUGGCUAUGAACAAGACCUUGGUCAUGUUGGAUAUCUCUGGCAAGGAGAUUGAGCAGCAAGACCCUGAUGUCUCUGCUACCGUUGGUUCAACCGGAUCGUCAGUGUCGGUUGGCGGCAGCAGCGGCGGCGGUCGCAGAGGUAACUCGGCGGGCGGUCGGUCGAUGGGUGGAUUCGGCAGACGGAUCUCGUUAGCCUUCCCUGCCUUGGCUGAUAACGACACCCUCCAGCUGUUGGUCAUGGACUACAACCGGUUCGGAGAGGACGGAAUGGUUACCUUGGCUCAGGCUCUCAGUUCCAACCGCAAGCUCGGUGUGUUGUCAUGCGACGGCAACGAUGCCUACACUCACAAGGGUCUCAGGGCGGUCGAGAGUGCACUCCCUCCGUUUGGUAUGGCGCCUGCAUCAUCGGCGUUGAGCAUCCACGGAGUGACGUCUGGUCAUCUGUCCAGGGGCAUGGCACUAUCUGGUCCUGUCACCUACCGCGGAACCAUCGAGGAGGCACAGGCUGCAGGUUACAACAGCACACUUUCUGUGUGGGACUUUAACCCUGUAGAAAUACUUCUCCACCAGGAUUUGAUGUCGAUGGAGGUGGAGCGUCGGUUGGCUGAAUUCAACCGCAUCGAGACUAUGCAAUCGACGGCCCGAGAGCAGGAAGCCAAGUUUGGACCUCGACCUGCUGGCGGUGUGGGUGAGCCUGGAGUCGCAGUGGGUGGCGCAGCGUUGUUAGCGGAGGCCAAGAGACUGCACCAGGCUGCACUUGUUGACAGGGCGGAGUAUUCGGAUUGCCACUUUAGAAUCCGUGGGGCGAUCAAGGAGAACAACCGGAGGACCAAGGAGGUUUACGAUCGUGAGCUUGAGCAAGCCGAGCAGCAGAGGCACCAGGAGAUGCCUCUUUAG
Molecule: messenger RNA, 6063 nt
Organism: Linnemannia hyalina
Lineage: Eukaryota; Fungi; Mortierellomycota; Mortierellomycetes; Mortierellales; Mortierellaceae
Source: the annotation of a GenBank genome assembly